Messenger RNA from Polyodon spathula (Mississippi paddlefish), 456 nucleotides. RefSeq names its product 60S acidic ribosomal protein P0-like. The transcript is spliced from 2 exons. The record is from RefSeq and is a predicted model, not a curated record. NCBI's taxonomy places the organism in Eukaryota, Metazoa, Chordata, Actinopteri, Acipenseriformes, Polyodontidae. Gene Ontology annotation, molecular function: structural constituent of ribosome; large ribosomal subunit rRNA binding. Gene Ontology annotation, cellular component: cytosolic large ribosomal subunit. The coding region runs from base 1 to 456 and encodes 151 amino acids. Gene Ontology annotation, biological process: cytoplasmic translation; ribosomal large subunit assembly.
AUGAUGAGUGACAUGACAAUCACAGUGAAGGUGCCCAGGGAAGACAGGACUGUGUGGAAGUCCAACUACUUCACAAAAAUCGUCCAACUCCUGGAUGACUACCCAAAAUGUUUCAUCUUGGGCGCUGACAACGUCGGCUCCAAGCAGAUGCUAACCAUCCAUCUGUCUCUGCACGGGAAGGCAGUUGUGUUGAUGGGGAAGAACACCAUGAUGCUCAAGGCUAUCCGUGGACAUCUGGAGAACAACCCAUCCCUUGAGAAGCUGCUGAAUCACAUCCGUGGUAAUGUCGGCUUCAUCUUCACCAAGGAGGAUCUGACUGAGGUCCGGGACAUGUUGCUGGCCAAUAAGGUGCCAGCUGCUGCCCGUGCCAGUGCCAUGGCUCCCUGCGAGGUCACUAUGCCCGCCCAAAACACCAGCUUUGAAAAACGGAAUUCAGCAAGCGAUCGUGCAAGGUAG